Cercocebus atys (sooty mangabey) is the source of this 2020-nucleotide messenger RNA. RefSeq names its product beta-glucuronidase. NCBI's taxonomy places the organism in Eukaryota, Metazoa, Chordata, Mammalia, Primates, Cercopithecidae. Gene Ontology annotation, biological process: carbohydrate metabolic process; glucuronoside catabolic process. The coding region runs from base 147 to 1556 and encodes 469 amino acids. Gene Ontology annotation, molecular function: signaling receptor binding; beta-glucuronidase activity; carbohydrate binding. The transcript is spliced from 9 exons. The record is from RefSeq and is a predicted model, not a curated record.
GUCCUGAACCAUGAUGGCGCGGACGGCUUCAGGCGCGUCACGCCACCGGCGCGUCACGCGAGCCGCCCUACGGGCACCUCCCGCGCUUUUCUUAGCCCAGCAGACAGUGACGGAGAGGGGAGCGGGGGAGUAGGCGAGCGGAAAGCAUGGCCCGGGGCUUGGCGGUGGCCUGGGCGGUGCUUGGGCCGCUGUUGUGGGGCUGCGCGCUGGCGCUGCAGGGCGGGAUGCUGUACCCCCGGGAGAGCCCGUCGCGGGAGCGCAAGGAGCUGGACGGCCUUUGGAGCUUCCGCGCCGACUUCUCCGACAACCGACGCCGGGGCUUUGAGGAGCAGUGGUACCGGCGGCCGCUGCGGGAGUCGGGCCCCACCCUGGACAUGCCGGUUCCCUCCAGCUUCAACGACAUCAGCCAGGACUGGCGUCUGCGGCAUUUUGUUGGCUGGGUGUGGUAUGAACGGGAGGUGAUCCUGCCAGAGCGAUGGACCCAGGACCUGAGCACAAGAGUGGUGCUGAGGAUUGGCAGUGCCCACGCCUAUGCCAUCGUGUGGGUGAAUGGGGUCGACACGCUAGAGCAUGAGGGGGGCUACCUGCCCUUUGAAGCCGACAUCAGCAACCUGGUCCAGGUGGGGCCCCUGUCCUCCCAGCUCCGCAUCACUAUCGCCAUCAACAACACACUCACCCCCACCACUCUGCCACCAGGGACCAUCCAAUACCUGACCGACACCUCCAAGUAUCCCAAGGGUUACUUUGUCCAGAAUACAUACUUUGACUUCUUCAACUACGCGGGACUGCAGCGGUCUGUGCUUCUGUACACGACACCCACCGCCUACAUCGAUGACAUCACCGUCACCACCGGCGUGGAGCACGACAGUGGGCUGGUGAAUUACCAGAUCUCUGUCAAGGGCAGUAACCUGUUUGAGUUGGAAGUGCGUCUUCUGGAUGCAGAAAACAAACUCGUGGCGAAUGGGACAGGAACCCAGGGCCAACUGAAGGUGCCGGGUGCCAGGCUCUGGUGGCCAUACCUGAUGCACGAACGCCCCGCCUAUCUGUACUCGUUGGAGGUGCGACUGACUGCACAGAUGUCGCCGGGGCCUGUGUCUGACUUCUACACACUCCCUGUGGGGAUCCGCACUGUGGCUGUCACCGAAAGCCAGUUCCUCAUCAAUGGGAAACCUUUCUAUUUCCACGGUGUCAACAAGCAUGAGGAUGCGGACAUCCGAGGGAAGGGCUUCGACUGGCCGCUGCUGGUGAAGGACUUCAACCUGCUUCGCUGGCUUGGUGCCAACGCCUUCCGCACCAGCCACUACCCCUAUGCCGAGGAAGUGCUGCAGAUGUGUGACCGCUAUGGGAUUGUGGUCAUCGAUGAGUGUCCUGGCGUGGGCCUGGCACUGCCGCAGUUCUUCAACAACGUGUCCCUGCAGAACCACAUGCGGGUGAUGGAGGAAGUGGUGCGCAGGGACAAGAACCACCCCGCCGUCGUGAUGUGGUCUGUGGCCAACGAGCCUGCAUCCCACCUAGAAUCUGCCGGCUACUACUUGAAGCUCCAUAUGUGGACGUGAUCUGUUUGAACAGCUACUACUCUUGGUAUCACGACUAUGGGCACCUGGAGUUGAUUCAGCAGCAGCUUACCACCCAGUUUGAGAGCUGGUAUAAGACGUAUCAGAAGCCCAUUAUUCAGAGCGAGUAUGGAGCAGAAACGAUUGUUGGGUUUCACCAGGUAAGCGGUGCUGAGCUUUCUGUUUGUGUGUUCUCUCGAGGCAGAGAUGUCACUCACCUCCCCCGGCCUGCCCUGCGCCCACUGCACUGCUCCCCUCACUUCAGCUUUGGGCUCACCUCCCGCUGCCUCAUCCACGUUCGCCUCGGCCCCCUUUGCUUGGUCCUCAGAGGUGGCCUCCUUACCAGCUUUGUUUCCAGACAGCCUCCUAUCACCUGUGCCCAAGUAGUCUUCUUAACAAAUCCAAAUUUGUAUUUGUUUGCAUUUGAGACCGGAUCUUUCUUUGUCACUAAGGCUAGAGUGUGGUGG